This is a messenger RNA of Clupea harengus (Atlantic herring), 1499 nucleotides long. RefSeq names its product MTOR associated protein, LST8 homolog (S. cerevisiae) (gene mlst8). Gene Ontology annotation, molecular function: protein binding. Gene Ontology annotation, biological process: TOR signaling; regulation of actin cytoskeleton organization. The record is from RefSeq and is a predicted model, not a curated record. Lineage: Eukaryota; Metazoa; Chordata; Actinopteri; Clupeiformes; Clupeidae. Gene Ontology annotation, cellular component: TORC2 complex; TORC1 complex.
UUGUGCAUAGCGUCUGUUUCUGUAGGGAACGUGACUUUGAGGACACCCUACAGGAUCUAAACCAAAACAGCACACAGGCUACCUAACCACCUAACAUGCUAUAGAUGUAGUACAUAUUAAAGUAUGUACAUGUGUUGCAUUAUUUCUCCUGUCCAUGCUGAAGCGUCCGUGCACAAUUAGGCUUUUGGUUGGAGAAGCUAACGCCAUCAUUCAAGCAUGAACGUUAACCAAGGUACAGUCGGGAGUGACCCGGUGAUCCUAGCCACCGCUGGCUAUGAUCACACCGUUCGGUUCUGGCAAGCUCACAGUGGAAUCUGCACCAGGACUGUACAGCAUCAGGACUCGCAGGUGAAUUCUCUUGAAGUAACACCUGACCGAAGCAUGAUCGCAGCAGCAGGUUAUCAGCACAUCCGCAUGUAUGACUUGAACUCUAACAAUCCCAACCCUGUCAUAAACUACGAUGGUGUUAGUAAGAAUAUCACUUCAGUGGGCUUUCAUGAGGAUGGCCGCUGGAUGUACACAGGAGGAGAGGACUGUAUGGCCCGCAUUUGGGACCUGAGGUCAAGAAACCUUCAGUGCCAAAGAAUCUUCCAAGUUAAUGCACCCAUCAACUGUGUGUGCUUACACCCAAACCAGGCUGAACUGAUUGUGGGGGACCAAAGUGGUGUGAUCCACAUCUGGGAUUUGAAGACGGAUCACAAUGAACAGCUCAUACCUGAGCCUGAGGUGUCAAUCAACUCUGUGCACAUAGACCCCGACGCCAGCUAUAUGGCUGCAGUCAACAGCUCGGGGAACUGUUAUGUGUGGAACCUAGCAGGGGGAAUGGGGGACGAGGUGACGCAGCUCAUUCCCAAGACCAAGAUCCCAGCACACAAACGUUAUUCCCUACGCUGCAAGUUCAGCCCUGACUCCACCCUGCUGGCCACUUGCUCAGCCGACCAGACCUGCAAGAUCUGGAGGACCUCCAACUUCUCCCUGAUGACGGAGCUCAGCAUCAAGAGCAAUAACCCGGGAGAGACCUCUCGUGGCUGGAUGUGGGACUGCGCCUUCUCUGGGGACUCGCAAUACAUCGUCACAGCGUCUUCUGACAACCUUGCACGCCUGUGGAGUGUGGAAACUGGAGAGAUCAAGAGGGAGUACAGUGGUCAUCAGAAAGCCGUCGUGUGUCUUGCCUUCAACGACAGUGUCCUUGGUUAACACACUCAUUAAGCUCUUACUUUGAGAAUAGCUAUUAACUCUGUGAAACUGCCUUGGCCUUGUCAUUACUUCAAACAUUACUUCAUGGCGCAAUAGCUGGUAUUUUUAAAUCUUAGUUCGUUAAUAUUAGAAUGAUGUUGAUGGACCAUCAUGUAAUUCAUUUCUGGGUUUGGCCACAAAAGCUAUUUAUUAACCACAUCAGUUUUUAACCAAGACAUACAUGUAAGCCUGUAACUAACUCUGCUUUUUAAAAAUCAUCCCUCUUCAUAUGAAAUAAAUAUUUACAACCACAUGAUUAAAAA